Molecule: messenger RNA, 6751 nt
Organism: Pieris napi
Lineage: Eukaryota; Metazoa; Arthropoda; Insecta; Lepidoptera; Pieridae
Product: C-Maf-inducing protein-like
Exons: 14
Coding region: 459-3071 (870 amino acids)
Source: RefSeq, a predicted model, not a curated record
AAAUAUAGCUAUAGUAUGAUGACAGCGGUACUCGGCAGCCGCUAGCGAGUGUUUAGUGUUCAGUUUGCGCAUACUGCCUGAGUUUAUACGAGGUUGAUUGUGUUUCGUUUUGACGCAUAAUAAUCCGUGGUGUUUCUGCGGCUUAUGAUCGAUUUGCGUAAUCUAUUUUCUUAAACAUACAUAAUUUUCUUUGCGAUUUCAGUGCGCCGCAGUUAUUAUGAAAGUGAUACAUUUUAACAUCGAUCAUAGCCGAGAGCUUAGGCACAUACGAGUAGCUAUAGCGUGAGGAAUUGCCACACCAGAUAAAAUGUAAGAUUCGUGUAGUAUUUGGCAUCACUAUGUUUAUAAAUGUGUGUGAAAUUACCGAAGAAAAAAUCACCAUAAACUAUGCGUUGUUAUUGUGUAAAAUGACAUUAUAAUACUUAUUUUUGAAAGUAGGUAGAUAUAAAAUUGUCAGAAUGCCUUCACAAAGCCAAGAAAUUAAUAUUGAUAUAAACUCUAAUGAAGAUUCGUCUUCCAUAAGUGAACCGAAGGAUGAAAGAAACCAGGAAGUUAAAUAUGUGGCUACAGAGAAUGUUGGAAGCAGUGUUCCGGCGGGCCUUAGUUCGGACCAAAAGCUGGCAUUUGCCUUAAGAGAUUUCUUGGGACCUUCUAGCAUGGUUCCCUCUGAUGAUACACCAUCUCCGUCCAUCACCGAGCAAAAGCUGCCUUACAUAGAUGAAAUUUUAGAUGCUGAUCUUGCGAAUUCCGACGAAGAGCUUAAGACGUGUCUGGAGACCGAGGAAGUUUUAAAUAACGCGGCAUGCAGGCUGAGACGAUGGCGUGCAGCAUCUCGAAAGCUUCGCAGACCUCGUAUCAUCGACAACCUUUGUAGUAGUAAAGAGUGUGGUAGUGGAAAAGCCUUUAGUGGCGGUCAUACGGAUUUAGCUGACCGUUUGAGAAGUUUGGCGUCGGCCGGAGGCAUGUCUGCAUCGGCUGGGGAGCUGAUGUCCUUGGCUCCACCACCACCUGCUGCCACUGCCCCAUCUUCACCAGGAUGCUUGCUCACACCCACUCUUGCCGACCAGAGUUCUGCUGAAUAUUUUGGGUCAAGUCCUGAGUGCUGUAUAGAUGUUAUCGGGUCCAAGGUAACAAACUCGUCUGGGACUCCCGUGCCACCCCCGGGACCGAGGUACAAGUUGGCUACAGAAGGGACUUUGAGAAUAUGUUCCUUUCAACAUACAAGGACGGUGGUUGACAAAAUCCUAGCAGCCAAAUUCUUCAGGAGAUGGGAGAGCCACGUUCUGUGUUUACUGGACGACCACAUCGUCUCAAAAACUCCUUGCGGCCAAAUGGAACGACCAUUGACGUACAACUGCAUGCAGGAAGUAUACUGUAUAUCGAGAUGGGAUCCCGCCAGAAAGUACUGUCUGCGAAUUGUAAUGCCUCAUGGAUCGUUAUUAUUACAGGCUAACGAUGCAUACACAAGGGACCAGUGGUACUACUCAAUAGUGUGGAGGAGAAACAUGCUGCGGUACCGUAAUAUAUUAACAAAAACCGUGAGGAAGGAGUUAGUCGUGAAAGAGUUAAAGAACAUGGUGGAUUUCGUGAUGACUACACCCUUGCAGGACGAGAGUGUGACGCGGACACCAUUGACGCUGCUAACUAAUUUACUCUCUGAGAACAAGGACAGUCCUGACUGGGAGGAAUGGGCUGAAACAACAACAAGCGUGGCUGCACCACUUUUAGCAGAGAGAGGUGUCAACGGUGAGCUGUGUGCCCUGCUCGCGCGGUUAUGUAGGCGAAGACCUCGUUCUGCUCCUUUGCCAGCACUGGCACCGCCUGUGAGGCGCGUACUGACUAGAAACGUUGAUUUCGGAAAGGCACCUCAUGCACGACAGUUCGUUAGAGACUAUAUAAGUGCCUUAAGCGCUCAUAACUCCGGACCGAGCCUAGUUCGACGCUUUGUGGAGGUCACACAUGGAAAUCGUGCCACGUGUCCCCAUCCUAGAGCUGCUCCCAACUUGGCAGCAGUGGUGUUGGCAGCUAUUGACGAUCACUACAGAAAUUACACCACGCCCCACCAGUGCGAUGAUACUGAAUACGACGUACUAUGCUUCGCGGAUAUCUUGGAGCACAUGUGCGAAUACGAAGACUGGCUGGCAAUAGUAGGUGGAGUGUUACAGCCCGUUCCUAUACGAGCUAGUGCCAUGGCGUGUCCUCGAGUUGCAUUCCGCUUGGGGAAUGUACUGAAUGCAUUAUCUCGGGAUCAGCGCUGCUCUGUGCACAGUUGUGUGGCAUCUGCCCGAGCUGCUCGGCCCUGCCCGCCGUCUUGGUUGCGGGCCGCGGCACCUUCAGAACCAAUUCUGUCAUUGCCACAUGCGAAGUUGUGUCAAGUGUGGGGAGAUAUGGUACAAGCUUUACUAAAUUGUUGCUGCAAAAGAAAAAGCUUCCUGCAAAGUAUGAGUAAACAAUUGCCGGACUUCAUGAUAGUUGCCUUGACUGCACACCCGGCAGCUUUAGAAGCCUUAUGCCUGAUGCUCGAAUGGGAGGUGGCCAGCGGGGAACAAACUCAAUUGGAGAUUAUUGCUGCCUUACAGGGAACUGAACUAGGAAAGCAGUAUUAUACAGAUCUAUGUGAACGACAGAAAACAUUGCAACGACUUCAAGCACACGGAGGUCCGAAACGGUUAGCCUUGCCAGUGCGUGCAACGGAUGAAGAUGUAGCUGCAUUACUGGAAGCGGGAGCCCUCGGGAACCUUGAAUGUUUGAGCCUUGCUUUCACUAGCGUCACCAGCGCUUGCGCACAUCAUUUAAUAAAGCUACCAUCACUUCGCUACCUCAACUUAUGGGCAACAAAGUUCGGAGAUAGUGGCGUUCAACUGAUUGCGGAACAUUUGCCGCGACUGCAAGUACUCAACCUAUGCGAAACUCCCGUCUCUGAUAAGGGCAUAGAGGCACUAUCAGGACUAUCCAGUCUUAGAAGAAUAAAUCUUAACAGCACCAAACUAUCAGCCGAGGCCUUCGAUACUCUACGUCAAAGGUUACCCCAGCUUCAAGAAUAUGACGUUCGCUACACUGAAGCUUGGUGACAAAAUAACUUUUCUUAGUUAAUAUAGUAUCUACAGGUUUUUAUCAAGGUACAAAUAAGUGUCUCGUCAGAAAUCCAGGUGCCAUGACAACAUUUAACAGAAUUAUUUGCGACUUCGAAAUUUUAGCAAUUUUUUUAAAUCUGUAAAUAAUUAAAUAAAUUAAUCAUCGUAGAAAUAUCCUAUAGUCCAAUAUCUUUUGAAGUUGGUUAAUAAAAUUGGAAUUUCAAGCGCAAUGGUGCCUAUAGAGAACGUGUUCCAACACUAUUCCGCAUUUUACGUUUAAUAUAAUCAAUCUGAAAUCUAGUGUGAAAAUCUGUCAAAUAUUUUUUUGCAUUGUUUGAUAGCACUUAAGACAAUAUUGUAACUUAAAAUAGGUGUUGGAAUACGAUCAUUUGAGCGAGACGAAUUAGGAAUACCUACUAUAUCAACAUUAAAUUAAAUGCAUUUAUUACAAAACCUUUCCUAAUCUAUAAAUUUCUUUAUAUAUUAAGUUUUAUUCCUAUGUAUACUUAUAGACUACUAUAGUUAUUAGGAUUCUUUACCGAUUAAGUAUUAUAGUAAUAAAAUAAAUCUAUGCCAGACUUAUCUCGAAUUUAUUCUACAUACUGCAUUUGUACAUUACAGUUAUUAUGUAAAUGAAAAUUCUUUAAAGUAUCUAAGGUUCAUGUACAUAUUUUGAUUUGACAAUUAAGAAAUCCGACUGCGUGUUGUCGAAACGGUUUUUAGUAAAGAUGAAAAUGUUUUGUUGAUAUAGUAUAUGAGUAUUAUGCCAACUUGAGUCUCUAUAAUAUAUUUUCGGUAAAAAAAUUGGUUAACCAUCACACAAUUGGAAUUUUAAAUCAACUUUAACUGCUAUUAUAUUCAGGUUCUACUUAAAAAGAAAAGGAAACUUAAAUAAGUUAGAGGAUAGAUGUUGGCGCGACCUUUAUAUUGAGAUAUAAUUUAAAUUAUUAGGACUAAAGUCAGGUUUUACUUCAAAUUAAGAGUAUUAAAACUAGAAUUGGUAAAAAUCGGAUACAGAGUAAUGAAUUGUAACACCAACUGCCAUUUCUGGUAGAAAAAUUGUCCUAACAAGUAUUAUUUUAGAUAUAGGUAGUUGUUAUGUUAGGCUGUGAGAACUGAUGAAAAUUUGUAUGAUUGAGAUACUGCGAAUGUGUUCUCGUAUGUUAAGUCGUUAGAGCUCUCCCGCCGUUUUAGAUAACAGCCGGCAGAAUGCUUACGUUGCUACAACACCAUUUUUUAACAUACACACAUUACUGCUAUGAAUGCAAUUCAUUUUGACAUGUAAUUGUUACUGAUAGUAUGCCUUUUUUUGGUUUCUAAAUUUGUUAAAUCUUCUUUAUAUCUUUAUCAAGUAACACUUCUUGAAGAAAAUUAUUAAAAAAACUAUUGAAUGAGUGUUUAAUUUUGUUGCAUUUCCAUUCAUUAAAAUAGCCAAUUAAUAUUAGCUUCUAUUAGUACAUGCGUAGACGACAGUCCAAUUAGGUGCAGGAAUAUGUAAGUUGGAUACCCAAUUGUUAUUUUCUAUAAUCAGCUUCGACCACGUAUUUCCUGAUCUAUUUUGUAUCAGUCCCAUUUUCAUCAAUGUAAUUGUUAAAAGGUGAUAUUGUAGCUUUUAUGGUCCUGCAGGUAAAAUUGUAAAUAUCUAAAGGUUUGCUGUUUGACCACGAUUGUAAGCAUAUUGUCACGUAAUGUAAGAAAACUUGUGGAUGCACGUUAUCAGAUUACUAAGACUGUUUUUUUCUGCUACCACAAGCUGUUUCUAUACUUAGUCAUCAACAUCCGAGGCCUAAUUAUGCGAUAUCACACAGAACAGAAUUAAGCUUGAAAUUUAUAAAUGAGCAUGUGAAAUAUUUCGAACGAGUGUGACAUCUUAAAGAACAUUGUCAGAGCGUUUAAAAUCUAAUGAUUAAUUGAAGACUUAAUACCAAUACUAGAAAAUUUCUUAAGUCAUGAUCUACACAAUAGUUAAUCCCUGGGGGGCUUCCAUGAACUUUCUUAAAACAAUCCAGUUGAGAUGCAGUUGAGUUUAGGUACCUACAGUUAAUAGCAUUUUUUCGCACCAUGACCGCCUAUAAGCUGAAACGUAUUUGCAUCGCAAGACCGAAUGAAAGAACGAUAAUUUUGUUUGAGGUUUCUAUGUAUGUUUUGAAAUUUAACUGUCUAACUUUCUUUGACAGAUAUUUCUAUAAAAAUGAAUAAAAUAUAAAAUUAUUUUCAAUAAUUCAUCAAUACAAAUGGCUUAUUAUUUACAUAUUAUAAAUUUGAAAAAUACUUAUAUUUUUUUAAACAACAAAAAGCAGAGGAUAAUCAUACAAUUCAUGAACAUAAUGAGGAAAAAUUUAAUUAAAAUAAAUAUCUACUACUGAUAUGGCAUUCUUAUUUAUUAUAAAAUAUGAUAUAUUGGGGAAUUAUGUUUUUUUAGACAUGCCUAAUUAAUUUAUUGAACAUAGUUUGUGCAAUUAUUUGUAGGUACACUGAAAUCUUCAACGAAUCAAAGUCGUUAAUCUAUAGCAAAUUAUAAACUCGAUAUCUACGAAGUCGGUAAAAGGGCAUUGCCGUCUUGUUUAUCAUCUCCGUCGAUAUUUUAAUAAUUUAUUUAUAAUCACACUUUCUAAACUCAAAAUACCCCAAAAUAUCCGAAGCAUAGACAUAGUAGAUACAUAUUUUAAUUUUAUAGGUUCUUAACUAUUAUUUGGACAAUUCGAUACAAAAAAGUUGAACAAAAAGUAACUUUUUUAUAAUCGCUUAUUCUGUCAUAGUUGGAAGGCGCAACUGUCAAAUUUCGGUUCAGCCGAGCGGUCAUGGUACGAAUUUUCAUACAAAUUGAACGAACGAAAUCUGAUAACCGCUAAGGUCACGUGGGAACAUAAACUGUCUCGUUUUUUCGAUGUCAUGGUACGAAUUAGCGAUGCAUCUCAGUUGUAGGUUGUCAAUAGGCUCGCAAUAAGAGUUCAUGGUAGGCCCCUAACCGCUAAGGUCACGUGGGAACAUAAACUGUCUCGUUUUUUAGAUGUCAUGGUACGAAUUAGCGAUGCAUCUCAGUUGUAGGUUGUCAAUAGGCUCGCAAUAAGAGUUCAUGGUAGGCCCCUAACCGCUAAGGUCACGUGGGAACAUAAACUGUCUCGUUUUUUAGAUGUCAUGGUACGAAUUAGCGAUGCAUCUCAGUUGUAGGUUGUCAAUAGGCUCGCAAUAAGAGUUCAUGGUAAGCCCCUAACCGCUAAGGUCACGUGGGAACAUAAACUGUCUCGUUUUUUAGAUGUCAUGGUACGAAUUAGCGAUGCAUCUCAGUUGUAGGUUGUCAAUAGGCUCGCAAUAAGAGUUCAUGGUAGGCCCCUAACCGCUAAGGUCACGUGGGAACAUAAACUGUCUCGUUUUUUAGAUGUCAUGGUACGAAUUAGCGAUGCAUCUCAGUUGUAGGUUGUCAAUAGGCUCGCAAUAAGAGUUCAUGGUAGGCCCCUAACCGCUAAGGUCACGUGGGAACAUAAACUGUCUCGUUUUUUAGAUGUCAUGGUACGAAUUAGCGAUGCAUCUCAGUUGUAGGUUGUCAAUAGGCUCGCAAUAAGAGUUCAUGGUAAGCCCCCUGUUCCUGUAUAUUACACGUUUCGUAGAUUUAAUGAAGAGGUUAAGACUUGUUCAGCGUUGUAAGUAUACGUUUAUAAUAAAACAUAUUAAUGGAA